Messenger RNA from Castor canadensis (American beaver), 503 nucleotides. It is a transcript of the gene Eva1a, whose product is annotated as eva-1 homolog A, regulator of programmed cell death. The record is from RefSeq and is a predicted model, not a curated record. Lineage: Eukaryota; Metazoa; Chordata; Mammalia; Rodentia; Castoridae.
ACGCAUAUGGCUUUGCUCAGCAAUAUCCUAGCGGCCUAUUCCUUUGUCUCAGAAAACCCUGAGCGAGCAGCUCUGUACUUUGUCUCUGGCGUGUGCAUCGGGCUGGUCCUGACCUUGGCUGCCCUGGUGAUGAGGAUCUCUUGCCACACGGACUGCCGCCGGCGUCCCAGCAGGAAGUUUCUGCAGGACCGUGAUAGCAGCAGCGACAGCAGCGACAGUGAGGAUGGCAGCGAGGACACGGCAUCCGACCUCUCGGUGCGUAGACACCGCCGCUUUGAGAGGACUUUGAACAAAAACGUGUUCACGUCCGCGGAGGAGCUGGAGCGCGCCCAGCGGCUGGAGGAGCGCGAACGCAUCAUCAGGGAGAUCUGGAUGAACGGCCAGCCCGAGGUGCCGGGCACCAGGAGCCUGAACCGCUACUACUAAGGAGCAGCAGGAACCCCCGGAACCUUGAAGGGAGGGCUCUGCAGGGACGGUGGACACCAGGAGCUGAGCCCAGCUUU